AUAUCGAACGAUAUUCAAAUGAAUCGAAGAAAAUCGUUUCGGACGGUUAAAGAUGAAUCCUUUUAAAUUUUUCUUACAAAUUUGGGUUAUUUUUUCUUAUAAAUUUCAUAUUUCAGACUCAAAACUACCAAUGGCUAUUAAUAUCAGUUCCUACUCUUACGUUGACUUUAAACUUGUAAAUUAUUCAAAUAUAAUUUUUCCAGCUUUCGGCACAACUUUAAACUUCAAAAUAGAGCCUGAUUUAUCACGAGUAUUCUUGACUACUAAAGUAUUUGUUUACGAAGACAACAAAAUCAAGAAGUUCUAUGUAAAAAACUUCAUCCCACACGAACGCAUAAUUUUUAAAGGAUAUCUUGAAGGUACAAAUAAUUCCAAAAUAACAGGAUAUUACUUACGCGACAGAUUUGCUGCAAGAAUCGUUAUUGACCACAGAGUCUACUAUAUAGAGAUCGCCUCUCCUUAUGUUCCUGGAUCAUUUGCCGAUGUUGGAAUCUUCUAUAGUCUCGCUGAUGUCAAUGAACUUAAGCAAACUGAAUACGUAAGUUGCAAAGUAUUAAAUACAGAAUAUGAGAAAAGUUAUAAUCACUUAGCAUUCUCUGAUGACAACUACAGCAAACUACAAAACACUGCUCCUCAAAGAAGUAGUAGAAUAUGCACCUUAGAAAUACUGGUUGAUCACACAUAUUUUCAAUACAUGAAAUCUGAUAAGCAAUCUGUGCUACUGGAAGUUCUACACCUUAUAAACAUCGCCAAUUCGAUAUUCAAAGAAUCAGACGUUGACGGAAGUGGAAAAUCGGACGUUAUAGAAUUCCUAAUCGACCAAAUAACGAUAUUCGAAGAGAGAAUUCAAAUAGCGUAUCCAUAUUCAGACCAGAGCAGUGACAGUCCAGGAUUUAUACAAAAGUUAAAGCAAUACAAAAGUCCUUAUUGUCUGUUGAUUUAUUUCACUCAUAAAGAUUUCGACAAAAGAAAACUUUGCACCAAUUUCAAACUCGGUAGAAUAUGCCCUAAUUAUGAAUCAAAAAGAAGAGCACACAACGUCCUAUUUGUUACAAAUGUCGUUAAAGGAAGAGAAAUUCCACGAUACAGAAUGGCAUUGACGUUGUUACAUCAUCUGGGACACGCAUUCGGAUGCAAACACGAUCCUGUAAAUGGUUCUGUGUGCACAUCUUCACAGGUUUAUACGAAUGAUAGUAAAUACAUUAUGGAACCUGAAUACACAAGCGGAGCACAUAUUAACAAUUGGAAAUUUUCAAUCUGUUGUCUGAAAUCGAUGAAAAAAUUUAUUAAACGCAAAGAGUCGUGUUUGAAAAAGGUAUUUAAAUCUUCGUGUGAAAACGGCGUUGUCGAAAAAGGUGAAAGCUGCGACUGUAAUCCUGCAGAAAAAACGUGUACAAAUACAAGUUUAUGCUGUCACAAUAAACAUCACCCUAUGAGAUGUACACUUAAGACAGGAGCGUACUGCACAUUUGGAACAGAUGAAUGCUGUAAUUAUAAAUGUGCAAAAGUUCCUUUUAAGGAAUACAAGCCUUGUUUCAGUAACAAACCUUGUUGGAACGUUAGCAGUAUUUGUGACGGAUAUUCUCCAUUCUGUCCUGCACAAAUGCAACCCGAUGGUAUAUCGUGUCUAAAUAACAGAGGGAUCUGUAUAAAAGGUAAGUGCGAUACCGACAUUUGCAAAGUAAAAGGUCUACAGUCUUGUCAAUGUUCUUCUCGUCACACCGAGUGUUAUGUCUGUUGCAAAAAUAAAUCGAGUGAGUGUCUACCAGCAACAUCAUUCGAAAUCUUCACUCCGACUUCUGAUCCGUAUGUCAAGAAAAAUGAUACUUCUUGCGACAACAAUUACGGAUUGUGUUUAAGUAAUGGAACUUGCAAAAGAAAAGAUAUCUUCAUAAGACAUUCAUUGGCGGAGUAUUUAUAUGUGUUACCUUUUGUUGGAAUUAUACUGAUUGCUAUUGGAUGUUUUGUAUCACAGCAAGAGAAACGGCCGAGUAUUGUCGAUCUUGCUAGGAGACACAAGAAUAAGAAAAGAUCCCGCCGCAGAAGAAAGCAGAAAAGGAAUAAUACGUAGCUUUGAUUAUUUAGUGCUAUAAAUAACGUUUGAUUAUAUCGUUUAUAUCGAACUUUGGAAUUUAAUAAGUACUAACUUGUAUAUUUCGGAUUGAAAGUUAUUAAAACCUUUACCAUGUGAACACACAUUUUAUCUUUUCACUGUUAUUAUCUUCUAUUUUUAAAUUAUUGAAUUAAAUAAAUAGAUAUAAAUUAUGGCAACGAUAUACCAAUGAAAAUGUUGAUAUAAUAUUCAUGUCGAAUGAAAUAUCGUUUUGUAGAUUAAAUAUUUUACGUGAGUUUGAAUGUGCCGAUUUCCUCUGUUAUGUAAAACCUAAAUAAGUUACUCAAUCAUAUUUAAUAUCGCGUAGAAAUCUUUUCGGUUUUAUUAACGAAUAGCAUCUAUAAGUUAAAUACUAGCUGUGUAAAAAAGAGUGUCAACAUUGUUAGG
Messenger RNA from Centruroides sculpturatus (bark scorpion), 2500 nucleotides. RefSeq names its product disintegrin and metalloproteinase domain-containing protein 10-like. The coding region runs from base 53 to 2071 and encodes 672 amino acids. Gene Ontology annotation, cellular component: plasma membrane. NCBI's taxonomy places the organism in Eukaryota, Metazoa, Arthropoda, Arachnida, Scorpiones, Buthidae. The record is from RefSeq and is a predicted model, not a curated record. Gene Ontology annotation, molecular function: metalloendopeptidase activity. Gene Ontology annotation, biological process: membrane protein ectodomain proteolysis; Notch signaling pathway. The transcript has 4 exons.